Molecule: messenger RNA, 3627 nt
Organism: Sardina pilchardus (European sardine)
Lineage: Eukaryota; Metazoa; Chordata; Actinopteri; Clupeiformes; Clupeidae
Gene: tmpoa
Product: thymopoietin a
Exons: 13
Coding region: 49-2019 (656 amino acids)
Molecular function (GO): DNA binding
Source: RefSeq, a predicted model, not a curated record
ACACCGUAAUACGACGCACAAACGCUGGCUGGGGCGAAGCAAACAAACAUGUCGGAAUUCUUAGACGACCCAUCUGUUCUCACUAAAGAAAAACUAAAGAGUGCACUUCUGGCCAAUGAUGUCUCUCUCCCUAAUGGCGAACAGAAAAAGGACGUUUAUGUUCAACUGUAUCUGAAAAAUCUGACGGCGCAAAACAAGAAGAAAAGCGCCCCUCCAGAAGCUUUCUCCAGCGACGAUGAAUUGCCAGCCCCCGUGGUCUCCAACAGAAGCCGCUCAGGCAGGAAAGCCACGAGGAAAACGGACAAGCCUCGGCCAGACGAGGUGGACGUGCUGGAGCUGAGCGACGACGACCUGAGGGAGCAGCUGCAAAAGUACGGCGUCAGCGUCGGCCCAAUCGUGGCCUCAACCCGCAACCUAUAUGAGAGGAAACUGCAGAAGCUGCUCGACGAGGGGCCUCCUGAGGCUGCACCGUCCCCUGUAGCCAUCACAGAGACAGACGGAAACCACAACGGCAACACAGAGUUCGACCAUUACAGUGACAAAGAGGAAGAGACGGCACCACCAGAACCAGAACCCGAGCCGGAACCUUCCACGGUGGUGGUGGUGGAGCGGCCAUUGAGGAGCAGAGGCAAGACCCCCGUCACCACUCGCACCAGGAGCAGCCAGCACAACAGACGUGUAGCGCUGGUAGAGGAGGAACGGUUGUUGGAUGAGAAAGAGGAGGAAGACGAGGAGGAAGAGCAGAGGCUGAACAUUAAGAGGCGUUUCCGGCGUGCUUCCCCUCAGCUUGAACUGGCCAUGAGUGCCAGCGACGAUAUCGACUUCCCUGACUUCCCGCUGUCUCCGGUAAAACCCCACAUUGGGGAUUGGAGAGCAGAACUAAGUGAAGUCCUAUUGAUGGACAAAACUUUCAAAAGUGCACCGGUUGAGUCCUACGAUAUGGAUUCUACCAUGCCCUGCAGGCCGGCUCAGGAGAAUGGGACUUCUCAGAAGGUGAGAGACCCCCAAACUGCAAGAACUGGGGACAACCACCAGGACUGCUUGUCUUCACAGCAAAAAGACAAGCGUGGAGGGACUUUCACUGGCUCCACUGACUCUGUGACCAAGGUUCCUGUUGUCUACCUUCAUGAUAUUUCUCACAAUAAGGCCAAACUUCCGGAUCCCAGACCGCCGGUGGUACUCAAACCAUCUGAGCCCUCAGUCUUUGCUGAUGCCAACGAAGGCCCUCAGCACAACACUGCAGGUCGCUUCGUCUCCUCCAUUACCAGUUUAGGGUCAUGUCACGAGGACUCCCCUGCUCCCCUGGCCACUAGACAGGGCUCAGCGUCCAGUCAGACAAGGCAUCGCAAGACUCAAGUGUCCCAGACAGUCGAACAGGUAAGCAAGGAGUCGACUACGGAGGUCCAUAAAGUGGAUGGCCGACAGCAGAAAAUCACUCCCUUCCUCCACCCCACGACCCCACUGAGGGGUCAGAGUGAUAGUCCCCGAAAGGCAGGGAUAGAGAAGGUGUCCACGGUGGAGACCCCUAAAGCAGAUGCCAGGAACAUGCUGAAGGAGAUGUUCCCCAACGAUGUCAACACCCCAACUGGCAUUAGCGCCACGUGCAGACGACCAAUCCGUGGAGCCGCGGCACGGGCAGGAAUAUCGACCGACUCCUGGCUGGACGAGUCUCGCCUCCGGCUGUCCGAGACCAACUACUCCUCCUCCUCCUCUUCGUACGUGGAGUCCCGACCGUCGACGCGCCUCCUCUCGUCCCCGCCCCCCGCGUCCACCUACUCCUCCUCGGCCAGUGCCCUGCGGCAGACGCCCGCCUCCGUCCUCACCGCCCGGGCGCCCAUCAGCGGCGUGCCCGCGCGUCGCCGCCGCUGGCUGCCCGUCUGGGCGCAGGUGCUGGCGUUCGGCGUGCUGGCCGGCUUCCUCUUCCUCGUGUACCAGGCCAUGGAGACCAACGAGAGCAACCCGUUUGGCUUCCUCGGGCAGCAGGCCGAAGAUGCGCCCGCAGGGCAGACCAGCAAGUGAAGCCCCUCGUGUCACACACACACACACACACACACACACACACACACACACACACACUCUCAGCCUGCCGCAACCGCCUCCAAAAUCCACCUGAUGCACCCCAAAACACAACUCCACCACCCCCCACUUCUCGUCCCACUGAUGAUGAUGAUGAUGAUGAAGUCACGUCCUCAUCCCAACUCUGUCCAUCCUUCUUUCCUCAUUCUUGGCCGUGUCAUUUCCUUCCACUCCUCCCCUCCGCGUCCAUCCAUCCAAACAAACGUCUUGGCCGCCAUGGGAAGAAGUGGCCCUGUUUACCGCUCCUUUUUUUUCCGUUGGCCUGUUACGUUCCUCCCCAACUUCUCCUCAAAACGUUUUUUUGUUUUGUAUGAUGUGUUUUUUAUUGAUGGCAGAUAAAAAAAGCAUAAUCACAACAGAAAAAAAAACUUUUUUGUUUGUUUGUUGCCCCAACAACAUCUCCCACUGGACUGAGACGGACUGAAUCCUGACCCUCCAGCUCCCUCCCUUCUCCCUUCAGCUCCAGCUAGAUCACAGGUCUUACAUGUACACACACCUUAAUUCAAACGUGUGUGUACGUGAGGGAUGUGGGAGAGGGGGGAGAAACUUCUCGCCAUCAGGGUCUCUAAAUUGGAUCCCACUGUCUUUGGUGCUUCCUCCUUGAGACUAAGCUGUCAGUUACCACAUUCAGGACAAAUUCAGCAAAAGCUGAAGGAAUUGCAAUUCUCUCGGUUUGUCUCUUGCCAGCACAGGUACAGUAGUCUGCUGCUUGUGUCGGACACUCCUUGAUUAUAAUUCACUUGCGACACUUACAAAGGCCCAAUUAAGUUUUUUUUUUCUGAAGGCCAUGUAUUUAAAUAAUAUAUAAAUAUAUACCUUGUUGAAAUAAUAAAGUCUGUGUUUUUUAAUAAAGUGUUUGUCAUGUAACCAGGAAGGAUCAGUUGAGCUGUUUUAUUCAUGUGUACGGGCCACAGGAGUUGCCUCUUGAUCACCUCAUUAUGUGAACACAAAAAAAAUUCACACCGCACCAAGAUGUCCAAAAGAUAAACGCAGAGUUGACAAUUGACUGACCUUUAUGCUGUAUUUUCUGUUUGUUUUUUUUCCCCCUGAAAUUAUUUUUAUUUCUAAUGAUUAAGUAAAAGCAGUCUUGUCAGCGUAUACUUCAUGUUAAACCAGGUAUACUCUCCACAAGUGUAUUGGGUAACAAUUAUUUUUUAACGCUUUGGGGUUAGCUUUGUUUGUUUUGAUAUGUCAGCAGAUUGCAAUAUUUCUGCAAUAUUUUUAUACAAUGUUCAAUUAUAAAUGCCAAGUUUUAUUAUGAUUAAUGGCUAACCACAGAAUUUAUGGAUUUAUCUGCAACUGAGGCAGGGUAGUGGACCUCACUCAUUGCCAGAAAAACAUGAAAAAGGCAAAUGUAGCCAUUAUCAUGACAAAAUGUCCAUUCAAAUGUAUUUAUUUGGUGGUAUAGCCCAAACCAUGGGCAAGAUGUGUGUGUGGUGGAAUUUUUUUUUAAUGCUUGGUGGAUUUUUUUUUUUUUUUUUUUUUUUCGUAUUGUAGUCUGUCCUGUAUAAUUUGUAGAAAUCAUAAUAAAAUUGUUAAUUUCAUGAUUUA